Messenger RNA from Drosophila guanche, 405 nucleotides. RefSeq names its product BEACH domain-containing protein lvsD-like. NCBI's taxonomy places the organism in Eukaryota, Metazoa, Arthropoda, Insecta, Diptera, Drosophilidae. The transcript is spliced from 2 exons. The annotation marks the transcript as partial. The record is from RefSeq and is a predicted model, not a curated record.
CAAAAACCUUUAUCUUACAACAGCAACAACAACAGCAACAAAAGCAACAACUUACAACAACAACAACAAGAACAACUGCAGCAACAGAACGAAACGCUUUCGAAUAACAACAUCAAACAAAGGGGGAAACAACAACAAUCACUCCGCCAUAAAAAAAUGUGUAAAUUUCUUGCCUCUAAACAACAUCUAAAAGCAACAAAUGUUUAUAAAAAAUCAAAAAAAACCUUAAACCAAAAAAAUAAAUGCAAACGAACUAGAAAAGUUAUCAGAGGGGAAAAGUGUUCGAGUUUUCUGGCUAAAUAUUAACCCAACCCAACCAACCAAAAUUUACAUUUCUUGUACCCUUCCUUUCCUUCUACCUUUCAGGAGCUUGUAAUAAAACCUCUUAAUCGUGUUACAUUUUAA